Messenger RNA from Lolium rigidum, 2301 nucleotides. Its product is annotated as auxin response factor 1-like. NCBI's taxonomy places the organism in Eukaryota, Viridiplantae, Streptophyta, Magnoliopsida, Poales, Poaceae. The record is from RefSeq and is a predicted model, not a curated record. Gene Ontology annotation, cellular component: nucleus. Gene Ontology annotation, molecular function: protein binding; DNA binding. Gene Ontology annotation, biological process: response to hormone; regulation of DNA-templated transcription.
AUGCAAAAGGUAGCUCGAGAGCCUAGCCGGGGCAGCAGUGUUAAAGCCAUAAAGGCGCAAGCUCUCCCAACAACAAACACUCUGACACAAGGAGAACACCACCCAGUCACCAGACCAACUCCCUUCUCCUGCCUCUCUCCCCUCCUAUACCGCUGCUUCCCUCCCGGGGAGGCCAAGAACACCCGGCCCACCAAACCCACCGCCGCCCGUGUCGCCAUGGCGCAACAACCUGGACGUGGACGGGACCCGGAGCUGUUCCCGGAGCUGUGGCGCGCCUGCGCGGGGCCGCUCGUGGAGGUGCCGCAGCGGGACGAGAGGGUCUUCUACUUCCUCCAGGGACAUCUAGAGCAGCUGCAAGAGCCGACGGACCCCGCGCUGCUGGCGGAGCAGAUCAAGAUGUUCCAGGUGCCCUACAAGAUCCUCUGCAAGGUCGUCAACGUCGAGCUCAAGGCUGAGACGGAUACGGACGAGGUGUUCGCGCAGAUCACCCUGCAGCCGGACCCUGACCAAGAGAAUCUGCCCACAUUACCCGACCCACCUCUGCCGGAGAUGCCGAGGCCUGUGGUGCACUCCUUCUGCAAGAUCCUGACGCCGUCUGACACCAGCACCCAUGGCGGCUUCUCCGUGCUCAGGCGCCACGCCAACGAGUGUCUCCCGCCGCUGGACAUGUCGAUGCCGACACCGACUCAAGAGCUCAUCUCAAAGGACCUUCAUGGAUCUGAGUGGAGGUUUAAGCACAUCUACAGAGGCCAACCCCGUAGGCACCUUCUGACUACUGGAUGGAGCACAUUUGUCACAUCAAAGAAGCUGGUCGCCGGCGAUGCGUUUGUAUACCUAAGGAGUGAUACUGGAGAGCAGCGUGUCGGAGUGAGGCGCCUCGUGCAGAAGCAGAGCACGAUGCCGGCAUCCGUUAUAUCAAGCCAAAGCAUGCAUCUUGGGGUACUUGCAAGCGCAUCGCAUGCUAUCAAGACUAACUCCAUCUUCUUGGUGUACUAUAGGCCAAGGUUAAGCCAAAGCCAGUACAUUGUCAGUGUGAACAAGUACCUUGAAGCUACUAAGGUUGGAUUUAGUGUGGGGAAGAGGUUUACGAUGAACUUCGAAGGUGAAGAUGUCCCUGUGAAGAAGUUUUCUGGGACUAUAAUUGAUAAUGGGGAUCUUUCUCCACAAUGGUCAGGUUCCGAAUGGAAGUCACUAGAGGUCCAAUGGGAUGAAACCACAAACUGCAAUGGCCCUGAGAGAGUUUCUCCUUGGGAAAUUGAACCAUCUGAUGUCUCUGCACCUACCAUCAAUGUACCACUGCAAUCAUCUGCCAAAAACAAGAGGCCUAGGGAGACAACUGAAAAUUUGGAUCUUCCAUCACAGGAACCUGCUAGAGAGUUUUGGCUGUCUGGAAUGCCACAGCAGCAGCAUGAGAGAACAUUUGUUGGUUCCAGUGAUCCCAGUUGUAUCUCUGGACAUCAAGUUGUUUGGCCAGGCGCAGGUUAUGGUGCUAUGAGCAGCAGUUCUGUUUGCCAGAAUCCAUCAGCAUAUGACGGUUGGCUGAAGGAAUUCAACCCAUCAAGCAAAGGGCUCUCCCCUACAUUGUCAGAGAUUUCUCAUAAGCUGUUUCAGGUUACCAGCAAUGAAACCAGAGUUGCUCCUUGGCCAGCAAUUUCUGCUUUCCAGGCUGUGGAACCUGCUCCUAAGCUACCCUGCAACACUGUGUAUGGUCACCUAGCUGAAGAGGCUGCUACACCAAAUGUGCCCACAGUUACUGAAAAAAGCAAGGAACCUGGCGUGUUUCGUCUGUUUGGUGUGAAUUUGAUGAAACAUACCAAGGGCGCUGCUACUCCUGACAUUGCAAGUGCCGGCGCAGGGGAAACUUCAGCCAAAGUUGCUGGUUCUUAUGAAGAGUCCGGCCUGUCAGCAUUCUCAAAAGUACCUAAAGUUGUGAACGAGAGCCCGGAAAUCCAAAGCAGUCAUAGCUACAUUGCAAGAAAUCGUGUGAAGGUUCAAAUGCAUGGGAAUGCUUUGGGUAGAGCUGUGGAUCUAGCAAAUCUGAAUGGUUAUGAGAAACUGACUCGUGAGCUGGAACAGAUGUUCGACAUAAAGGACCUGAAACAGAACUUCAAAGUGGCUUUCACCGACGAUGAAGGCGACACUAUGGAAGUCGGAGAUGAUCCUUGGAUAGAGUUCUGCCAAAUGGUCAAAAAGAUAGUGAUCUAUCCUAUUGGUGAUGAGAGGAUCCUCGAGCCUCGUCAGACGCCGACCUCUGCUGCUGCUGCUGCUGCUCCAGAACAGGAUCCCAAGACUGAACUUUAG